This is a messenger RNA of Petromyzon marinus (sea lamprey), 2036 nucleotides long. It is a transcript of the gene RABAC1, whose product is annotated as Rab acceptor 1. Lineage: Eukaryota; Metazoa; Chordata; Hyperoartia; Petromyzontiformes; Petromyzontidae. The record is from RefSeq and is a predicted model, not a curated record. Gene Ontology annotation, cellular component: Golgi apparatus.
CCGGCUGGCCCUCGAUUCGCUUUAACCCCAAACCGGAAAGAGAAUCGAUUGGGCGCGGCAUGGCGGACAGGGCCGGAGAGACGGAUCCAGCGGAGUUCGGCAUGAAGGCGGACGGCGCGGGGCUCGUGGGCAGGCUGGGGCGAGUGCAUGCAUGGGUACAGCAACGGCGCACAUUGCUGCGCCCCUGGUCCUCCUUCGUGGAGCAGAAGCGUUUCACGCGGCCACGCGACGUGAGCGAGCUCUGUCGGCGCGUGGUCCGCAAUGGCGAGCACUUCCAGGCCAACUACAUGAUGGUGUUCCUAGGACUCGCCGUGUAUUGUGUGAUGACCUCGCCUAUGCUGCUGCUUGCCCUCGCCGUGUUCCUGGGCGCGUGCUACAUCAUCAGCCUGCGCUCACAGACCUCGAAGCUCGUACUUAUGGGUCGUGAGCUGAGUGUGACACAACAGUACGGGGCAGCAGCAGGAGUCUCCUUUCCUCUUUUCUGGCUGGCUGGCGCUGGUUCUGCUGUCUUCUGGGUUCUUGGCGCGACUCUGUUCGUCAUCGGCGGCCAUGCCUCGCUGCAUGAGCUGGAGCAAAACGACUUUGAGGAGCUGCAGAUGGAGAGCGUGUAACCGUGGUCGUGGUGGUGGCGAGGUUGCCUCCAACGGGGGCACUGGCAUAAUCACCGCUGAACGCGCCGCCAUGCCCCCCCCCACACAACCGCCAAUAUCUGUUACCACGGUGUCCUUGCCAAGCACCGCUUGUGUGUGGUGCCGUAUUGAUGCACACCAGUAAGCUAACAUACCUUGGCACUUUCCCAUGUGUGACAUGAGUCAGUGAUGCACACCUUCCUGCUUUUGCUUUCACGUGACUUUUCAGAUUAAGUAAAAUAUUUUCUAUGUUUAGAUUGCUCUGGAGGUGUUGUUAUAAAAGUACAUAUGUACAUAUAGUAUACCAUAUUACAUUCCUUAUAUAUCGCCGUGUGGUGAAGGGUUUUUUUUUCCAAAUACAUUUAAUGGUAAAAAUGGAAAACAAGAACAGGGUAUGUGAAUACGAGUUUGGGAAUUGCUGUGUAAAACAUUGAAAUGCUUUGCAAAAGAAGAAUGAUUAAAAUACACUUUACGUUGUGAUUGCAUUUUAAUAACAUGCAUACAGUUGGUCUGUUUCCAUAUUCAAUGCCCCUGGUUGUUGUGAUGGCCUGUAACUAAUAAUCUUUAAAUUUUUGUUUUUUAUUUUAUUGUUUCCCUUCUACGUGACUUUACCGAAAGAACCUAGAAUAUAAUCUUUAGUUUUAAAAUAUGUUGAGGGAUACAAGAACGUGUUUUGGGAAGUAGGAUUACAUUUAACAACCUCCCAAAGUGUAAAAAUGUUACUUGGCUGCCUCAUAAGUGAAUGGAUGCGUACACAAACCAUUUGUGAGGUGAAACGGACCACUUGGAAGUUUCUGAUUGUCACUCGUAGCCCUCAUUGUCUGACGUGGGUGAGGUGGCUCAAUACCGCUCUUUAGAAACCUGACCAUUGCUGAGGUACUGCAAGUUAUGGGUUCUUAGCUGGGGGUCCAAUGGGGACAUGAGUUGGCUCCAGUUCUGAUGGCCAUAGAGGAACUCGUGUUUUGUAGCUGCUGAUGACAUACGUCAGAUUAAUAUGAAGGUGAAUACAAUAUUAAAUAUGCCUGUGGGUGAAAGGCCUGACGUCCAAGCUUGUUUUUUUUUCCUGGAAACCUGAGGUGGAUCUGAACUUCCUACCGGACCUGUAGCCACUGCAUAUCCCUGGAUUCCUUUGAUGCCGUCGUGGUCUGUGCUGGCAUGUCUAAAAAAGACAAGUGACAUGAGGUCAACACCACGUGCAUUUGUCAUUGACCACAGCUUGUCUGGCUUGGCGCAUACAUACCUGCAAAUCAAUAUUGCUCAUUUUGAUGGGGGGGGGGGGGGCGGGAGGAUCUAAAAAUGUUGGUAACACCUUGCAACUGUAUGGAGUUGUGCAGAACAAGUUUAAGGGCACCGGCUGUAAUGAAAAGUUUUACAAAAUGUAAUAAAAACUGAGUGUGCACGUGUUCA